Protopolystoma xenopodis is the source of this 378-nucleotide messenger RNA. The record is from the annotation of a GenBank genome assembly. Lineage: Eukaryota; Metazoa; Platyhelminthes; Monogenea; Polystomatidea; Polystomatidae.
AUGGAUGUAUACAUGAUGGUUCGCCGCAAGUCGACCACAAUAUUUCUCAACUGUAAGGAAAACCACCAAAUACUCGAAGUUAAGAAAAUGAUCGAGGGUAUCUUAAAGGUUUCACCGGAAGAUCAAGUUUUGUAUAAACAAACGAUUCAGUUAGAUGACUCUAAAUCGCUUUCAUAUUAUAAUCUGAACAGUCAAACUGCACGUGCUCACACACCGGCAUCACUCGUUCUCUCUCUCAAAGAUCCCGUAACAGGAAAAUUUGAGCCUCCUUCAGUCACUGCUUAUUCGACGCCCCCUGAGCUUCCUGAGGUCAUGCGGGGGCCUGAAGCUAUGCCCUCGCCUAGCGUUACGGAGCUUGUUGGUCAAGCUAAGCCUUAA